Molecule: messenger RNA, 9462 nt
Organism: Pseudomyrmex gracilis
Lineage: Eukaryota; Metazoa; Arthropoda; Insecta; Hymenoptera; Formicidae
Gene: Sptz
Exons: 15
Coding region: 479-8422 (2647 amino acids)
Biological process (GO): double-strand break repair via homologous recombination; mitotic cytokinesis; regulation of cytokinesis
Cellular component (GO): midbody; lysosomal membrane; centrosome
Molecular function (GO): metal ion binding; phosphatidylinositol-3-phosphate binding
Source: RefSeq, a predicted model, not a curated record
UCCAUAUUAUUGAAAGUUUUUUUAAUGAAUUUUAACUUAUUUUCAACUUCAAUCGUGUCAAAUAUGUGGAAAUAAAUAAGGUUAAGCAGUAUGGAAUGAUAUAUUACUAGAAAAGUCAUUAGGUUAGGGUUAGGUAAAUGUUUUGCUGUUAGUCGCGAGUCGCCAAAAGAUGAAAGUUGGUCAUCUUCUGUUACGACAGCGACACUCGACUUACGACAGCUUUCGAUGACACGCGCCAGCUCAAUACGCAUGCGCCCGACAUCCGACAGCGACAUACGACUUAUUGUAGAACAGGCUUUACAAUCGAAGUCAACAGAUUUGUUUAACGGAAUUUGACCGCUAAUCUGCUUAAAAGAUGACUAAUGAUGACGCGUUGCGUCCUUGCAAUUGUCAACAGAGUAAUUGGAUGACAAUAACAAGGGGUGAAUUUUGCAAAGAGGAAGAUGUGAAUUGAUACGAUAAACCGCUUGCGUGAUAGAUGCUUCCAAAAGAAAUAACAAUGUCAAAGCAAACGGGAAUAUUGGAAUUGAACAAAUGCAUUUCGUCUCGACUGUGGUACACGUCUUUGAAUAUUUUUCAAAUAAACGACAGCAGCAGCUUUCUGAAAGAGUUUCAUCGUAAUUGUUCAGUUGAUCUGACCGAAUUGGAGGCUGUGGUAGAAAGCUUGAUAUAUUCUCCAAACGAAGAACAAUAUCAAUGGAUCGCUUAUGUAUUGCUGUGGAAACUUAUAGAUAAUAAGUCACCUCCUGUCAAUUGUAAUAUACAUAAUAAUAUUCAAUCGCAACUUGAUUACAUACAGAUGAGAAAUGUUGUGAAACUGUGCGACUAUGUACCAGAUGAUCAGAAAUUGAAAUUAUUAUUUCUUCAAGAUACAAAUAUAGAAGAUAGUACAAAGACAAUAGUGACUUUCUUAAAUAAAAAUAUUUACAUUAAGCCAAAAAUUGUAUGUUGGAUCAUAAACAGAUUAAUCUCAAACACGAGCGCUAUUGAUCUGCAAGAUAUUUAUUUUUCUACUGUAAAAUGGUGCCUAGAACACAUUCCACUCAAGAAACAUUGGUAUUUAAGUCAUGAAGUGUGUAACUCUGAUUUAUCAGAGAACAAUUCAGCUACCGAGUGUGCGCUCAGGAGCAAUGUUUUGCAGACUGUUCUGUGUCUUCUUUCGAAUAUGAACUUUGAUACGGAUACGGAGAUUGAGUUUCUUAAUCAAUUUUAUCCCGUGCUCUUUAAAACUCGUCAUGUCAACGACAUUGAACUUGCAUUAUAUUCUAAGAAAAAUGAGAAACUGUUCGACAGAUGGCUUUCUCUUUGGAACAAAUCGCACGCAUGUUCCGAGAGUGUCGCUACGUUGUCCGCAGCUUACAGAAUCAGUGAAAAUAUGUUCGAAAUGAUAGAAAAUUCAAAGAUAAUUUUGCGCGAACGAGAAUUACUUAAAAGAAUAAGCAAACGGCAAUUACAUUGGUUAAAUGAUAUUUUGGAUAUUUGUCAUAUCUUGGCUGUAAACAGAAAAUACGCUGAAGUGGAGCUAUUGUUAUCGUGUGAUUUGUUAAAACCGUUGUAUCCUGUUUUAUUGUUCAAAGCGUUAAACGAGUGUGCGCAGGAAAAUAUUAAUUCUCCCGAAGACUGUGAUAAUGGAAUUUUGAUCUGUGAAUCUUUUAAAUUUUUAUUAGACAAAUAUUCGUCCUAUUCGCUAAAGGACCGCGAUCUUUUCGAAUUGCAUCUGUUCUUAACAGAGCGCUUUAGAAUCAUAGAAUACAUUUUGCAUUGGAAAAAAAAACAUUUCACGGAAACGAGAUCAGAUCCGAAGAAAUCGACAAAUUCGCGAUCUGACGCGACAGAACAACAAACGACGUCUGUGAAGGGGCUUUUGUCUCUUUUGCAAAAACACAAUACCCUGUUUGUUUUGAAGAUAGCAACAAAUAUUCACAAACAGGAUUGCAGUGCCGUGCAAGAUUUACUGAACAUUGAAGAAUCGCACACUUUUCGAAAAUAUUGUUGCAUAGUAAACGCUUUGAGAUCCAUUUUGUCUUGUGAGUUUUACAACGCAAAAUACGAUCAGAUCGCCGGUUACAUGGUCGAUAUGGCGUCGUAUUUGUUUUCUCUGCCUCCGCUUUCGAAGAUAGAGACGAUCAAAGACGUAUUUUCGUUAUUGUUCUUGCGUUAUGAGGAUUUCAACGCCAAUUCCAAAGACGAGCGCGAUACAUUAUUCGAAAGAACGAACUUCAGCGAGACAGUUGAACACGAAAAGUCAGGUUUCAUAGCUAACAAGUACAUUGUGAGAGACAUGCUGCAUUAUUUGUGGAAAUGUAUUACGGAUGAAGAAGUUGGCGAGGAUAAAGCAUUUUAUAGAGACGCAAUUGGUUUAAUUUCCGUUUUGAAAAACGCUCGAUGGAAACUGACGUUUUAUACGGGAUCUUCUUUCGUCGAGAACGUCGGUGUUCCGCAAGACGAAUCCGACAAUAUUUCCGCGACAAAUAAAUCGGAACCCGUGAUGUCGCAGAGCGGUCCGAACUUUCCGCACCGCAGGAAAAAAGAUACGAUCUUUUACAACGGAUGUAGCACUUCGGACGAGAUUAAAAUUAAAUCCGAAAGUGAUUCGGAAUCUGUUUUGUCGAGCGGCAAUGUUAAGCAGAAAAAACGUUCGAGAGUCGCUACCGCGGAUUCGAGCAGAGAUAAACCGUCGUUCAUGAAUUUGAUGCUUGCCUCGAGGGAAAGUUUGAUUUUGCAUUGUUUGUGGAAAAGCGAUCUCGACAAGGCACAGGGAGUAAUCGAGAUGUUCCACAUGGAAAAUACGCAAUUGGACGGUGAAGUUCAAUUUUCAAAAGGACUUCGCGCGUUUAAACAGGAUAUCCUUCAGUACCUUCGUAAUUCAGAUACAACAGACUCCUCUAAAGAAAGCACAAACAGUUCCAUAUUAGAGAAUGUAAGACUGGCUGCGCAAGAAGGCGUGCAAUCUUCCAAACACAUCAACCAACUGGAGACCUUUCUGGGAACUCAGGAAUCAUAUUUGCAAAUGUUAAACACAGACGUUUUGAGCAACAGAGAAUUAUUGACGUUCAGCGCGCUCGAUUUGAGCACGACUAUGAGCCAGACGUAUCAGAUCUCGAAAAAGUUCUGCAACGUGGCUUUCAUGUACGCGACGUCGUGCGAAAGACUUUACAGUAUUCAAAAAGAACGUUCGAGUUAUCUGAUCGAUAUCGAGGAAUACUCGAGUUUCUUCUUCAAGAUCUGUCAAUUGUUUCACGAUGUUAAAAAUACCGCGUCCGUUACGGAUAUACUGUGUGAUGCCAGAAUUCCAUUGUCCGCGGAAGAUUGGACAGAGAGCAGAGGUGUUUGGUGCGAAUUCGGGACCAACUAUCGCGCGUUUCGCGAUCUCGAGAGACGGGAGACGACGCGAUCUCGCGACAAUAAUUACAGUCUGGGAUUGGAAACGCUCAAAAAGAUGCGCGAUCUUUUUGAUCGCGAACAAAAAUAUCUUCCGAACGUUUUCUCUCAUCUGCUGCUCGUGUGCUCCAUUAUUCCUGAAAAUGCCAACGUAAACACGGUGUCUGACUUAUUGAGAACGCCGUUACAUCGUUAUUUCGGAUAUCAGAUAUUCGAUUUGAAAACCGAGCCGGACAAACUCGAGACAAUCGCGUCCGAUCUUCAAGUGAACUUGAUACACAGUAUUCUCGUGAACGCGUGUCCGAAUAUUUCUUGUCACGCCGAAAGAAGCUACAGUGGCAUCAAGAAUACCGGAUGUAUAAUUCUGAACCAAAACUACAACGAAAACCGUGUAAAAUCAGCCACCGUCAAAGGUGUGAAUCCGAAUCAAUGCGUUACGGAGAUACUGGCCGAACUUUUGCAGAUUUUGCGCGACGUGAGUUCGGGACGAUCUUACUUCGAUAAUUCCUGUUUGAAAGGUAUCUCAGAUCGCGCGGAUGUGCGAGCGGUGCUGAACAAGACGUCGAGCUUCGCCAAUCUCGAUCUCAGCGAACUGUCCGUGGGUGACGAAACCCUGGCAUUUUUCCUCAACGUUUGGAACAUCAUGUUUCUUCACGCGAGUUUGGACGUGUGGUCCAACGAUCCGCCUUUCAACGAUUUGAGACACGCGGUCUCGUUGAUGUCAAUCGGUUACGUCAUUGGCGAUUUGGGUCUGGUAACGCUCGCCGCACUUCGAUCGAAAUUGUUGGGCAAUCUCGCGGACGACUUCAGAUUUUUCACGCGUAUCGAAGAGCUCAACGAGUUGGCGUGGCAGGAUUUGGAUCUCGUACAGAACUCGAGGGUGAUCUUCGCCAUGGCCAACGAGUUUUACGGCACACCCGAGAUUCGUGUGUUCGAGACGCAGAUGUUGGACAAAAACUUGAACGACGCGAUGCGCGAUUACACGUCUCAUUACUCAUCGCUUGAUCAAGGUGUCGAAUCUACGGAUAGUCCGACAACGAGAAAGAGAAUCAGUUUGCCUGAUUUUGUGAGGAGGUACAAGAACGCGUUUUCGCCAGGUGUCGAUAGCGCGACGAACGUCAACGGAGAUGCGUUUCCGAAAAAUGAACUUGAUAUAUUCAAGGAAGAUACAGAUGCGGCAGAACGCGCAUAUAUAUUUAAUUACACGUACGAGAUAAUAUUAAAAUAUUCUGAACACAAUCUGUUUAAUAUCAAAAGUUCGAAUAAGGUGGAAACGUUACUUUGGGAGACUCGAACGUUGAGAUCUAGCUUGGUGCAAUAUCUGGAAAGCCAUUGCUGGCUUCUUUCUUACCUCCUGCAGCGAAUGUACAGCGAGAACUCAAUCAUUUUAGACGUAGACAAUAAUUACGAUAAUGUAAAACGCACCGCCUGUCUGGAGAAUCUCUUAAGUUCCGCGUGGAUCGACAAGUUGAAAUCGUUUUUCAGCGUUAAUCAAACUGUCACCGCUAUUCACGACGCCGUCGUACCCGCCCAGGAAUUGUGGCGUUAUCUUCAAUCCAGAGGAGAGGAUCGUAAUUGGCAGAACUCUUUGGAAAUAAUAAACGCGUUAGCCGACACGGUUACGCAAUACGAUACGGAGCUGCAACGCUUCAAGGAUUUGAUUCUGAGUCACGUGCUCUCCAAUCUAGGCGUUUUAUCUGUCACGAGAAUGCUUCAGUAUCUGUAUCAGAUUAAAGAUAUACAUGUACUUACGCAAACGAUUCUGCACAAUAUCAACAAGUGGCCCAUGAAUGUGUGCGAGCACGCUUUACUUCACGCGUUGCAGCACGAAUUCAAUUACAAACUGCCGGCUCAUUGCAAGCAUCGAAUGAACGGCGUCUUGUGCAGAAUAAUGAUCUUUCACAAAAUGACUCCGUACUGCGUGAGCAAAUCGAACAGCACUUGGUACGACGUAAUGUAUUGCACGGACAAGAUCGAACCGUUUGAGAUAAUCAAGUCUUUGAUCAACGCGGAUCAGUUCGAGUUGUGUUUGGAGUGGCUGGAGUGUCAAGCGUUCUCCUUGGAGAUACAACCCACCGUGAUCCAAGACUUCUUGCUCGGUCUCUUGAGAAAGGAACAACAGGACUUCAAGCAAGCUCUGAAGUUUCUUCAAGCCCUACCGUCGAGUCAGUCGGUGAAGAUAUGCAAAACAGUUCUCAAGAAGUUGGAAUCCAUCAGCGCGUUGCAGUUUGUCGCUAAUUAUUUGCUGGAACAUUGCAAACCGUCGGAGCAAUCCAAGUAUCAGAAAACGUUGAUAGGAUUGGAAAUUUUGGAGAUGUUGGAAAACAAAGACAGAGCUCUGUACAUUCACUUGAUAAAAGAACCGUUGCUGAUGCUGGAGCAAUUGUUGAUGAAUUGUAAAUUUGAGAAUAUUCAAAAGAUUUUAAAUACGUUACACAAGAACUUGCAACACCCCGAUGUGAGCAUCGGCAAUUUUGACAAGAUAAUAAGAUUUUAUGCCAAAAAGUCGUUGGAUUUCCGUGUGUCGCUGCAGCGAGACGGCGUCGAGAGUAGAGUACAAACUCCUUCACAGUCCACAUCGGAAGCCGAAAGUAACGACUUUGUUAUGCCCGUUAACGUGCCGACCAAAGAGGAAUGGGUGCCCAACGAUAGGGCGAAAGAAUGCAGUUGCUGUAAAGCGGUGAUAUUUUCGAUGUUCAACAGACGACAUCACUGUAGACGAUGUGGUCGCGUUGUUUGUGCCGUGUGUUCUCAGCAUCGUAUGCAGGUUGCCGGUUAUCCGAGUUCCGUGCUCGUACGGGUGUGCGACGACUGCAAAUGUCAAACGGUGCUGCAAAUGCGCGCGGCUCAAGACGCACCGUCGACGUCCAGCAGCGAAGUGUUCGAUUAUUGGCGAUUGACCAGGGACGAGAAGCACAAUCGCACCAUAAGAGAAGAAUUCUCGUUCGAACACGCACCCAAUAUUUCGUUGUGUCUCGCUAUUCUUAACUUGCACUCCGAUCACAAAAUAUAUACCAGCUUCCUCUUGGAUCGUUGUGACGAAAUGAAGCAGUUACUCCAACCCGUUAACGGCGGCAGAAUAAAUCCCGAAGUCGAUCAUGCGGUAAUCAUCAAGAUGAUACGUUCUCUGUUGAUCGCGGUUAAAGUGAAGUGCGCAAAGCUCGGUUUCAACACCGGUCUCGCACACUGCGAUCGAUUUCUCUCCCAAGUUGAUCUUAUCGCGACUCUGAUUCAGUCCGAUUGUCUGACUCUCAUACCGACAGACGAUUUGGACGAGCACACGUUGAGGAAGCUGCGCGAUCUUCUCACCGAGAAGGAACAGUGGACGCUGGCGUUGAAUGUCAGCACGAAGGCAGGACUGGAUACGCAGGGUGUGUGGGCCGCGUGGGGAAAGGCAUGUCUGAAGGUGGGAUAUCUGGAUCAGGCUAGAGAGAAGUUUCAUCACUGUCUCGAUAAAAUGGUCUACGAAGAUGUUGACGAUUGGGUCGUGCUGUCUUACAGCAGAGAGCCAAUCGAAAAAAACAACAUCGAAUCGACGACGGAAACGACGACUUCGUCUGUAACAAAGAGAAAGAAAACAUUGGACGAGAGAAAGAGCGAGAGUGACGGUCACUCGAAGAGAAGCGAAUAUUCCAGAUGCCGGCCGUUGAAAGAUCCACCUUUGCUGACAGAAAUUCUACAAAUAUUGGACAAUCUGAGCAUACACCGAUUCCGAGCGCAAAAUUCAUCUCAGUCCAGAUCUGACGCGGCACAAGAGAUUUUACAAACACUCAACAGUCUGAAAGCUGUAACCCAGAAUCAGUUCAACGUCAAACACAUGAUUCCCACCAAUCAAACGAUUUAUUAUCAGGAGAGUUUGUAUUAUCUGUCGACUUACGGAAGCAGUAGUUCAAUCCUGCAGUUUUUCUUGAAGCACAAAGAGUUCGACAAGUGUAUGGCGUAUAUUCUGGAAAACGACUUGGAAUGCGAAUUGUUUCUUAACGCGGUUUAUCUGCACUGUUUGAAAAACGGCGACAUCGAGAGACUUCACGACGCGAUGAAAGCAAAAGAUCCUAGUUUGCUAGCUUGGAGAAAGUACCUGAUAUUUGCCUGUCAUUUCAUGGAGAAGAAACAACACUGGCAUAUUUUGUAUCAAAUACAGCUCUUCAUGAGAGACUGCAUAAGAGCCUCGAUGACCUGCAUCCGUUUUUACACUAACGAGGCGAACACCUAUUCGGAUCUGUACAACAGGAUGCAUCUGUUGCAAGAUGCUCAGAAGCAUUUGGAGUCGGAGUUGCAGAUCGAGAGUUUGAGCAAAAGAAGAAGGAGCGUAAGCUCCAUUCAUAGUGGCCAAGCUGUUCUGACGAUGGAGAUGGAACCGUCGGAGAUAGACAGGCACAUAAACACCAUAUGCAGGCAGACGGAAAUCGCCAAGUUCUUGGCGAACUGCGAAAAAGAAGGGAGAACGACGAGUGAAUUUUUGAAUUUAUUCCCGAACAUCGACAACGAUAACUCGCAGACAGCUCGGGUGCCCACAUUAUUUGGCAAUCAACAAGAGAAGAUACACUUGGCUGUUCUAGCUAUAUUGUGCGGUCGCGAUAUCGGGGAAGGAUUCGGCAUAGCCUUCAGGAUAAUACAAGAUUAUAAUCUACCGCAGCAGAAGAUAUAUUCGUUGGCUGGCCAUGUGUUGGCCUUGAAAAGUGAUCUAACUGCAAUCGAGCAGUUAAUUAAGUGCUGUCGCAGCUCCGGAGUCCCUAACACCCAUGUUGUUUCGGAUCAUGUUUUGACACAUUGCGUGAAAUUGUUGCUAAGCCGCUCAUAUAGCGAACAGAAUCCGGCUCUCAGAAAUCACAUAGAUAUUUUAAUCAGACUGAUAACUGAUACAGAACUCAGAAUAAAUGCGUAUAUUGAAAGCAAGCAGCUAAAAGCUGCAUAUUUGCUUGCCGUUAAACAUUCCAGAACACAAGAUAUAAGAAGAAUUUUAAGAGAGUCAGAUAGACUUGGUCAGAGUGCAAUCAAGAUGAUAUGCUUAAAGUGGCUACAACAAGAACUAAAAGAAUAAAAGCUUCUAGCUCAUAGCUACUUAAGAAAAGCGGAAAAUAUAUUGACGUUUGACACCGGUCUGGAAUGGUUUUCCGUAAUUCAAUUUUUUGAUCGCAUUUAACCUGUUAGAGAGCCGGCAUUUUUCCAUUUGAAAUCCUCAACUUUUUUCACGUAAAAUAUACGCGCAUAUGUAACCAUAUAUUCAAAGCUUUGAUUCGAAAAUGUUUUACGGGUUUGAAUAUCGACGUGUUUCGUGAACAUUUCAAUUUCGCCCACUUCAUCGGGUUCAAACCUGAAAAAAACAAUCUUCGAAUGUUAAUACAACACACCGCAAGAGCAUCAAAUAUCAGAUUAUGUACCAUAUAGUUGGUAAGUCUGUUGCUGGCCCAUAUAUGGGCCAGUCCGGCUCUCUAAAGGUUAAAAAGAAUAACAUUACGUUGUCAUAUAAGAAAUCACUGUUAAGAAAAACAAGUAGAAAGACAUUCACAAAAAGUGAUAGUUCAUGAACUUGAACAAAAUAUAUAAUAAAAUUUUAAAACUGGUAAAAAACAGUAACGUGUAAAGAGUAUCAUAUAUAAAUCAAUUCUGUUCUAGAUGUACAUACAGGACAUCUUAGAUGUAUAAGACAGUUUGAGAAAAACUCAGAAAAUGUGAUGAUACAUAUAUAUAUAUAUAAAUGUAAUCUUAAGUACUAAAGUAGAUAAAUUCCGCUGAAGUUGUUUAAUUCAACUAUUUUUAAAGAAACAUAUUUAUUACACGUAAUAAACGUUUUUUGUACUCUAUACUUACUAAGGUCUGUAAUGCUGUGAUAUAUUUGUUCUUCGAGAAAUAAUAGUUGUAUAUCUAAUACAUCUCUUACGGAUAGAUGCGUGUCCUUAUGUGAAUACAAAGUCUAUAUAUAUAUAUGCGUGUCCUUAUGUGAAUACAAAGUCUAUAUAUUGUGAUCACACUUGUGUGUGAUUGACACAUGUUAAUAUGAAUAUUGAAAUGCAAAGACAAAGGAAUGUAUACAGCGAGACAGUAGUUUCUUCCUAUCCUAAUAAAAAAAAAAAAGAGACU